Messenger RNA from Trichogramma pretiosum, 3294 nucleotides. Its product is annotated as caseinolytic peptidase B protein homolog. Gene Ontology annotation, molecular function: ATP hydrolysis activity; protein binding; ATP binding. NCBI's taxonomy places the organism in Eukaryota, Metazoa, Arthropoda, Insecta, Hymenoptera, Trichogrammatidae. The record is from RefSeq and is a predicted model, not a curated record. Gene Ontology annotation, biological process: cellular response to heat. The transcript is spliced from 10 exons. Gene Ontology annotation, cellular component: mitochondrion; cytoplasm. Bases 1116 to 3020 code for a protein of 634 amino acids.
AUUACAUUGCCGGCACAAUAUGUGUACAACAUCGCCACGCGUACUUCACUUUCUGGAAGCUUCUGGAACGUCCGGUUAUUUUCCAUCGCUGGCGCGAAUCCCCCGGCAGUUUCGCAUGUGCUGCCUAUAUAUAUUUACAUUAUUAUUUGUGCACACUGCGUUUGUGUGGGUGUACAGCAGUGCACGGUUGGCACUUGAGUUGGGGUGAUACAUCACACAUUGCGUGCGGUGCGGUUGGUUUAUCGAUUUUCAGUGUAUAUGCUUGUACAUUACACGUAUAUUACAAACAGCUCGCAGCUGAAGCUCUAUACAUAUACACAUGCAACCAUGGAAUUUUUGUGAUAUUUCAUUCAGAUUUUGUCUCGAGAGUGCGAGAUUGUUCGAUUGACUCGACGAUCGUGUGUAGAUAGUGGCUUGAUCAUGAGCUUGCAGAACACAAACGUUCGAGACAGCAACGAUACGUCACGUCGCUCUUUCAUAUCGGUAGCAGCAAUGAACACCAUUUUCAAAUUUUCCAACUGUCAAUAUUUUGUACCACAAAUGGCAAUAAUUUCGCAUAAUCAUAUUAUGAUGCUCCAAAAUAAACGACACUCUUUGGGAGCAACUUGAAUUGCACUUGGUUCAGUGCAGUAUCAAUGAGUAUUAAAAAUUAUGCGUGCACAACUUGGCUUGACUGAUGUUCGAGUCUCAAUUUUGUCAGCCCAGCCAACGAGAUACCGCCAGCGAAUUGCGACCAUCUCACGACGUGAGUUAGCGUGGCCCGCAUAAGUAGCGUGUGAUUGCGUCACGCACGUGGCCCGCAACGUCAAUGCAUAUGCAUGAAUAUAUAUAUACUUAUAUGUAUAUAAAACGUAUAGGAUAAUGUGACUUCACUUUACGCGCUCGUGUUCAAUCGCUCGUACACCAGACUCGGAUACUUCAACAGUCAAUAGCAAAGGAGAACGCAGCUGUUUAUCGUCAGCUCUUAUAAUUUUUAUUGCUUAAUAAAUUAUUGAUACUAAAGUAUUACACAACGUAUACCGAUAUGCCAAAAUAAAACUUUUGAUCUCAAAACCAAGAAUGAAGAUCUAACCAUUGCCACCAAUUGAAGAAUUAAAAAUUCAGAUUCAGCCGAUAUGUCUAAUUUGUGGAAUUCUCGACUGAGAUAUUUGGUGAGAAAAGCAAAGAGUUUUGAGUCAAUAUUAGAAUGGAACUGUCGCAGAAAUGAAACUCCGGGAACUUCGCAUUGCAGAGGUUAUCAGGCUCUUCGAACAGCCAGGUGCAAUAAUUUGAAUAUUAGUUCCGCUGCUAAUGAGAGCGAAAGUGCAAAAAUAGAGAAUCAACUAAGUUUUGAAAGAAUAACACACAAUAAAAAAAGUUUUCAAAAUUUGGGGCUCGUGCUAGGUGGCCUAGGUUUUGCUCUAUUACUCUGUGAUAACCCACACACGCUUUCUGUUAGGAGAUUCUUCUUAGCCGCUCAAUAUGGUAAUAUACCUGACUUGAAAAGGUCUUUAGAUAAUGGAAUUGAUCCAAAUAUGAAGCAUCCACUAGGUUGGACAGCACUACAAACGGCUGCAAUCAAUGGUAAAACUGAAGCGUUAAAAUUACUGAUCAAACAUGGAGCUAAUGUAAAUGACAGUGAUGACUUUAGUAAUAUUUAUAAAGUUGCUGUGGAUAAAAGGAUGCAUCCAUCUGAGGCUCUGAGUCAAAGAGAAAAUGAAUUCUCAGAUAGAUUGAUAGCUCGAGCUACUUUCAAAGGUUUUACAGCAUUACACUAUGCUGUUCUAUCUGGUUCAAAAGCUUGUGUAGAAAUAUUACUAGAAGCUGGAGCCAAUCCAACAAUAGAAAACGAAGCAGGUCGAAGAGCUGUUGACUAUGCUUACAUGGAUAAGGAUAUAGAAAAUAUCCUUAUAGCUUAUUCUUUGAAAUUUGAUGAAAUGCAAAAAGAAAAAGAAGCCGAAGAAAGAAGGCGGUUUCCAUUAGAACAAAGAUUGAAACAGUAUAUAGUUGGACAGGAAGGAGCCAUUUCAAUUGUUGCCUCAACAAUCAGACGGAAAGAAAAUGGAUGGAUCGAUGAAGAACAUCCUUUAGUUUUUUUGUUUUUAGGUUCUUCUGGUAUUGGAAAAACAGAGUUAGCUAAGCAAUUGGCAGCAUAUAUUCAUAAGAAUAAAAGUGAUACAUUUAUAAGACUUGAUAUGUCAGAAUAUCAAGACAAACACGAAGUUGCCAAACUAAUUGGAGCACCACCAGGAUAUGUAGGUCAUGAUGAUGGAGGUCAGCUGACCAAGUUACUCACAAAAAAUCCAUCCGCCGUCGUUUUAUUUGAUGAAGUCGAUAAAGCUCAUCCUGAUGUUCUUACAGUAUUGCUGCAAUUAUUUGAUGAGGGUAGAUUAACAGAUGGAAAAGGAAAAACGAUAGAGUGUAAAAAUGCUAUAUUUAUAAUGACAUCUAAUCUUGCAAGUGAAGAGAUUGCUGAGCACGCAAUGCAACUUCGAGGAGAAACAGAAAUAAUAAUAACUAAAAGACUUGACGAAAAAACUCUUGAAGAUGCAGAACCAGAAAACAUAGAAAUUUCAAGACAUUUUAAAGAUCAAGUUGUUCGCCCAAUUUUAAAGGCACACUUUCGUAGAGAUGAAUUUCUUGGUCGUAUAAAUGAAAUUGUUUAUUUUUUACCAUUUUCACGAGCAGAACUCCUAAAAUUAGUCGCCAGGGAACUUGAAGCUUGGGCAUCAAGAGCACGUGAUCGUCAUAAGAUCGAAAUUAAGUGGGAACGAGAGGUUUUAUCAGUUUUAGCUGAUGGUUACGACUCUCAUUAUGGUGCUAGGUCAAUCAAGUAUGAAGUCGAGCGACGUGUUGUGAAUCAACUUGCUGCUGCACAUGAACGUGGACAACUUGAAAAAGGUUGCUGCGUUUUGCUGAAAGCUCGGUGGCAUGAAAAUGGAAGUAGUAUUGGUAUAUCUGUAAAACCAGCAAGUAAAAAAGAAUACGUUGAUCUUGUCGAACCAGAUCAGUUUAUAAAAAAUAUUAAUUCCAAUUUUUGAAAUUACGGCAUCACAAGAACAUUCGGUGUAAUGUUAAUUUGAUUUAAAAUUCGACGAUUUGCAGUUGUUUCGAUAAUCACCAUAUUAAUUCUAUAAAUUAAUUUUAAAAACUGUUUUAAAAUUAAAGAAUAAAAACAUCGAAUCUAAUAAAAUAGCAAUAUUCUCGUCGGAUUGUCGUAAGCGCAAAAACGACUUGUAAAUAAAGUUGCCAUUGUUAUUUUUUGCAUGUUGAACAAUUAUAUACACAACUGUACAGAAAGAUAUUUUUAGAAUA